CUGAAACAUGAAUAAUUGGCCAACAAAUGAAUAAAUGCUUGCUCCAGUAUUAAAUUUGUAAAAGGAUAAACAUAAAUUCCUGACAAAUAUAAAUAACAGGCAGAGACUGACAUCGUUCAAAUACGGGAAUUGUCUUACGAGCGAUAAGCGGAUGAUGGCGGGAACUGUGACGAUAAGUGAUUCAUAUGCUACGUAAAUUACGCGUUGUUGUUGACGAAAGUGUUGUGUAUUACUUCGUCCUGUAGUGACUUCGGUGGUAAUCUGAAAUUCUGGUACCAUGCUAUCGCCCAUUACACUUGAUCUCAGUGACAGCAGCGAAGACGAAGAUCUUGAGCUCUACAAGAAUUCGGCAGUAUGCAGCACACAACAGCGUCGCGCUGUGGAGGAAGAGAAAGGAGGAAAGCAACAACAAAAUGCAGCUCAUCAUGGCAAGAUGCAAACAGGGUCCACUCACCAGCAGAAUUUAAAGAGAAGGAAAAAACACGUGGAUGUCAGUGUCAGUGAGACAACAGUUUCUGUGAAGGGUCCAAAGACAUCAUCCACUCCAUAUCCUCAUCAAGCAAAGAAAGCCCGAAAGGGCACACAGACUGCAGCAACAAAAAGCAGUCCAGUAAAUGUAGUAACAUCAACACAGUUUCGUGGCAAGAUUGAUUUACAUUUAUCUGUAUCAGUUCUUCCAGACACGGUUGAAAGUGAUUGUAUAUCACUCUCCCAGAAGGUUAGCAAGAGUCCACGGAAAUUUGGAAUAGGACGUGGAUCACCAAGCAAACGUCUCAGCAAGAAUUCGCCCCUGCGUUACUUUCGGCAGCCUCCUCUUACCUCAUUUUUUAACAGCAAAGGUCCUCGCCGAACACUGUUUGACAGCCCACAGAAAGACGGUAAAGCAAAAGUUGAGUCAAAAAAGACAGAACACAAUGAAAAGGAGGAAAGAGAUUCCAGCGAUUCCAAAACUGACACCAGCAGUAGCUCAGUGAGCCUAAGCAGUGAAGAAACAAACAAAUCAGGGACUUCAAAGGAACAGGGGACUCUGGCCACAGCUGCUUUGGAUAUAAAAGAAAUUAGCAACUCAUCCCCACUGACUGCAAUUGAUCGUGCUUUGGACCAAGUGCUCACGUGUCGUUCUGGUGACUUGUACACAGACAAACUCGUAGGUGUACUUGCACCAGUCUUAAGGCACCCACACACUGCUCCACUGUUGUCAAAUGAAGAGUGGCGCAUGGUGGUGUGUUACCUCUUGCUGCCACCAUCCAGCCGAACUGCUGUUACCCGACUUUUAGCCCGUCAACCUGGCUGGCACCGUCUCAGUGCAUUAGAACGCUAUGGUUCAGUGAGUGAAUUGCAGGAGAGAUUUGAAGCACCUCAGGAAGACGGGUUUGUUUCCUUAGACUGCUCCUCAGAAUCUGCCUCAGUGCUGCUGCCUUUAUUGAAGAUGCCAGAAAUAAAAUCAUUAUGCAGUGAAUUCAAUAUUGCAACUGCAGCCAAGAACAAGCCACAGUUGAUCAGUGACCUGUUGAAGCUUCAAGCUAGACAGAAAGGAGUGACAGGGAAAACUGUUCCUCUUGUCUCCCGCAUUGUACGAGCAUUAGGUCCCUGUGUGAAAGCCAGUGAUAGUUUACGUUCACUUCUGUCACGACUCUUCUUAAUCAUAUCACUUGGUUGUGCAUCUGCUCCUGAAGAUCGAACUCUUGCCUCGAUGGUGUUUCGUGUGACAAAUGUUGAAACUGGUCGUGUAAUUUACCCAAAUUGUGAAGUCAUACGCAAGAGUGUGAUAUUUCCCACUCGGGAACAUUUACUCAGGUAUGAAACUGCAAUUGGAUUACAAAAUGAAUCUAUGGUUGCCAUAGAGAAGAAAGAUUGGGCUACAGCAAGAGAGAUUGUUGCUGUUAUAGAAAAUAAUUUUAGGGAGCUCUUGACAGAUGCUAAUGAAAGAGAACAUGUUGAACAGCUCCCAUCUUUUCUGAGGAGGUUUACACCAGGCACUGUAUAUGCCUCCUGCCUGCAGUAUGGUGCUGAGGUGUAUAGAAAAUCUGGAAAGGAACAUUAUAAAUCUGCAGUUCAAAUUCUUGAGCUUAUAUUGAGCCAGAAGCUUUAUAGAACUCACCGCAGAGGAAAAUGCUAUGUGGCUUUGGCUUUGUUGCUUCAUCGUCAUGUGCGAGACCACGCUGCAGCUGCUGAGGUGGUAAUGCGUGGUCUGAGUGAGCCAGUACCAGAGUGCUGCACUGCUGCUGAGCAGCUCUCUCUCGUCCGGCGUGCUGUCAUGAUUGCAGACUGUCGCUCGAGCACCCUCCCGGCAGAUGUCAAAAGACGUCUUCGCCUGGCCAUCCUCAAUCCUCAACCUGUCAUGAAGAUUCCUGAGACAUCUGUGAAAGCUCGACAGUUGGGAGGCCAACGUGGUUAUAAGGGAAUUUACAUAAGAGAUGACCAUGCAACAAAUGAAAAACAUUUUUCCUCUGUGGAAGAAAUUGCCAUUGCCCACUACCGAACAGAAGGAUAUACAGAAGGUCUUCAUUGUGAAGGUAGUGUGGUCACUUCACUGUUUGCACUAUUAUUUUGGGACAUUCUUUAUGACACACCAGUACCGGACGCAUUCCUGUCACCAUAUCAGACAGCUCCACUCGACCUUGGAACUGAAUACUUCUACAGUAGUCGUCAGGAUUUUGUGGAACGCCGGUUAGCUGACAUUAGAACAUGGGAUCAACCACAUUUGCAGCGUUUUGUAGGGGAACGCUACGAAGAACAUCGAGACAAACUGUGUCUUGUUAGCUGGAAUUAUUUCUGCAGUGUGAAUAAGUUGACGGGACUUGUGAGAUGCAUGGGAGGACAACUGCUGGCAGUUGUAUGUGAACGACUGGUGAAAAACUUUCACAGCUGUCGCCGGGGCUUCCCUGAUCUUGUUCUGUGGAUGCCAGCUUCUGGAAAGUGCAAGAUAGUGGAAGUGAAAGGCCCCAAUGACCGUCUGUCUCCAGACCAGGAGGUCUGGCUGGAUUUUCUUUUCCGUGCUGGUGCUGAUGUAGAGAUCUGUCAUGUAGAAACAACGGGCUCUAAGAAACUUCAGAAGAAGACAGUUAUCACUGAUGACGAUUCCGACAGUGAAACAGCUUAGCACUGGUUUUAUUAUGAACAUAGCAGUGAAGCAUCUGAUUGCACCAUGCUAAGGUUUAAAAGCACAGCAAUUCAUCAGCAUGCUUGGUUCAUUUUAUAAUUGUUAACAUGCACUUCAAUACUACAUACUGUUGUAACAUUAGAGUGCCACAUUAUAUUUGCUUCAGAAAAUAAAAUGUGAAUUUUGACUUACAUUGGGGAGAAGGCCGAAGUGUAUGCAGAUGGAAUGGGUCUUGUGUAACCUGAGAUCUACCAUAAUUUGGAUCUACAAAUUAUAUGUUCUUGUGCCCAUUUGGUGUUUACUCUGAUAAGCAGGCAUUUCACUUACUGUUGCUAGAUUAAAUAAUGUACAUUAAUAACAUAUUUUUGUAUGUCUCCAACAUUUCUGGUCUCAUGAUGUGAUAAAACUUAUUGCUGUGAUAUGCUCCAUAAGUUUAAUAAGUUUCCAUUUUAUGUUUUCUAAGUUCUUUCUUUAAGACACACUGAUAUUGUGCUCUCCCUGUUUUUGGUGAAUGCUAAUUUUGAGAAAACAUAUUGACAUUUAGCUCUCAUAUAUUCAUAUGUAGUACAAAGUUACCAUUUGUAGCGGACAGAUGCAAUAAAUAAUUGAGGGGAGAGAGAGAGAGAGAGAGAUCAUAUUGCUCAUAAUGGAAUUCAGUGACUUAUCAGAUAUACAUAGACCAAGUGUAUAUUAUAUUUUGGUCUGCAUCCUUUGAGUUAUUAUAAGAGGGUAGAUUUUUUUUGCUGUUAUAAGCAAAUACUAGAGUUGAUUACAUAUGGUAUUUGCGUGUGACAUCCAAUAAUAAUGUUAAUGACAUUGCUAUUUUUUACAUUUAUUACUUUAACAGUUUAAAUUUUAAAUGUAUUUUAUUGCUGUUAAAACUGAUAAUAUUUUAUUAUUGAUUGUUGAUGAAGAAUUACACAAUUUAUGUUUUGAUUUAUGUCUAAAGUAUGCCUAUAUUAAAAAGAUGUAUAUUAAAAUUGCUUUAAAACACUAUGAUAAAGCCAAAAAUUAGAACAGAAUAUAGUUUUGGGAACUGGAAAUUGUUUCUGUAAGAUGUAAGAGGCAAAUGAAUUGUCGUGGAGAGAGGGGGUGGGGGGAGAGAGGGAGAGGGGGGGGUUACAAUUUUUUUCACCUUCACAGUUACUUCUUUCUCUCCCUGGUGUGUACUGUAGAAAUCUUUGAUUCCAUAAUUGUGAAACUGCAUGAUUUUUAUCAUGCUGAUUUCUGCAUCAAAGUGUCUUGGGACAUCUGUAGUUAGGGGCACUUAUUCUCUCUCCCAGUAUUGCCUUUGAUCUCACUUGCCAAAAGUAUUUAUAUUGGUAAAUCAGUGAUAUUAUUCAUGAUCUUGCUUAUAAGCCGUUUUUGUAAAUAUUUGUAACUGAAGGGUACGGUCCACACUGAUGGUGAUAAAUCAUUUCCUUAAAAUUACUUUUAAUUUCUGUAUUUUUAUUGGACCAUAGCCAUGAUAAAAGCCUUAAAAAUAGUAAUAAACCAUUUUCCAUUGUAAUUCUACUUCUACAGAUGUAAAAUUUUCAACAUGUACUGUCAAAGGAAGUGAAGUUGAAGUUUCUAGUGUGGGAAGAGAGAUGAAUGAUUGAAAAACUUAAUUGUACCACUGUUGCUGAAUGUAAGGAAGAUAUUUGUAAUCCAUAACUUGACUAUAUAAUGAGUUUAUAGGGAGACAUAACAGUAGCUUACAUGUAACUAUGAGUUGUACUACAUUUAUACAUAUCAAGGUUCAUUUGCAUGUGUAAAUUUAUAAAUAAACGUUUUUACUUUGUUGUAUGUAUUUUAAUAUA
Molecule: messenger RNA, 4905 nt
Organism: Schistocerca gregaria
Lineage: Eukaryota; Metazoa; Arthropoda; Insecta; Orthoptera; Acrididae
Product: fanconi-associated nuclease 1-like
Exons: 15
Coding region: 278-3103 (941 amino acids)
Biological process (GO): interstrand cross-link repair
Cellular component (GO): nucleus
Molecular function (GO): 5'-3' exonuclease activity; flap-structured DNA binding; 5'-flap endonuclease activity
Source: RefSeq, a predicted model, not a curated record